GCCCCUCCCAGCUUUGUGCCAUCAGCAAACUUGCUGAGGAGGCACUGACCCCUCAUCAAAGUAAUUGAUAAAAGGGUUAAACAACCCUGGGGGACGCCUGUGAGAGGUCUCCAAACAGACCCAGUGCCACUGAUUGUGACUGGGAUUUUCCAAUCAGUUCUUAAUCAUCUCACUGCCCGCUGGUCCCAUCCUGAGUUUCCCCAGGAGGGUGUUGUGAAAUAGAGUGUCGAAAACCUUGCUGGAGUCAAGAUGGACAGUAUCCACUGUCCUCCCUCAUCCAUCCAUGCAGUUGUUUCAUCACAGAAGGUGAUCAGGUUUGUCAAGCAAACCUUACCCUACUUCAGAUCUAGUUUGAAAUCUCUCAACGAGCUUUUCUAACUCCUUUUCUCCCUUUGAGACCUCUGUUUCUUUAAACCCUUUACUGGAGACAGCAGAAGUAAAAUGUGGUGAUUUGUCAUUUACAUCAAUCAGUUCUGCAUUUCCUUCUCUGUUCUUUUGGCCAGCAUUAAAGUAGAACUGAUUUAGUUGAAUUCUCCAAUCCCAGAGGCGCAACAGAACAGAUGAAGCAUGGUAUGAGGAAGAAGCAGCCAUUUGCUCAAUGCCUGAUCGUCUCUCAGUUUUGGUGUUAUUUAGUGGCAAGGAGCUACAAUUCUCAAAAGCUGGUACAAACAACUUUAUUUUAAGGACUGGGAGAUUUUCACCGCAUUAAAUAGGAAAAGUGCAUGGAAAUGUGCGAGCGGCUCAUCUUUCCUUCCUCAGGGGAUUGAGAGGCCGGGGACCGCAAUUCAGAUUUCAGCAAUGACGAGGGGCUGAGCCCAUUCACCUGGUUUUGGGAAAGCUGCUCCUUUGGGAGAAGGGGAUGCCAUGGAGUAACACCCUGCAGUCAGCCCUGGUAACUUCAUGGGAACAGAGGUUAAGAGGAAACUUUUAAAAGAAAAAAGAGUUUUUCCAGACUGAAGCUAAGGACUUGGGAAAAAUACACAAAAUGUCUCAAGAAGGAAAAAAGCUUUUCAACAUCAUUAUUUUGGGAGUCUCAUUUAUGUUUAUGUUCACUGCUUUCCAAUCCUGUGGAAAUAUUGCGCAAACUGUUAUCACGAAUUUAAACAACACAGACUUUCAUGGCAGUGGCUACACGAGCAUGUCCAUUAUUUAUGGAGUAUUGUCUGCAUCAAAUCUUAUAUCACCUUCACUGGUUGCAAUAGUGGGACCUCAAUUCUCCAUGGUUGUUAGUGGUGUGUUUUAUAGCCUGUACAUUGCAGUCUUUAUCCAGCCAGCUACAUGGGCUUUCUACACUGCCUCUGUGCUUAUUGGCAUUGCAGCUGCUGUCCUCUGGACAGCUCAGGGAAAUUGCUUGACUGAAAAUUCUGAUGAAAACACCAUUGGAAGGAACAGUGGAAUAUUUUGGGCACUCCUACAGUUCAGCUUGAUUUUUGGAAAUCUGUAUAUAUACUUGGCUUGGCAAGGGAAAACUCACAUAUCAGAGAGCGAUCGCAGAACUGUCUUCAUUGCUCUGACUGUUAUCAGUCUUGUGGGCACAGUUCUGUUCUUUCUGAUUAGGAAACAAGAGGACACAAAAGCUCCAGGGGAUGAUGAUUCCACUAAUGAAAUCCUGGGGGAGAGCUCGUCUGCACGAAACAAAAUGAUGAAAGCAGUGGCUGCCUUCAAGAAAUCUAUUACACUGAGCUUCACCAAAGAGAUGCUGCUUCUCAGUGUUACCACAGCCUACACAGGUCUGGUGCUGACAUUCUUUUCUGGAGUGUAUGGAACGUGCAUUGGAGCUGUGAAUAGGUUUGGCAGUGAAGAGAAAAGCCUGAUUGGUCUCUCUGGCAUUUUUAUUGGUGUUGGAGAAAUCUUGGGGGGAGGAAUCUUUGGCUUGCUGAGCAAGAAGAGUCGCUCUGGCAGGAACCCAGUGGUGAUGCUGGGCAUCCUUGUCCAUUACAUAGCCUUUUAUUUAAUUUUUUUCAACAUGCCAAAUGAUGCCCCCAUUGCUCCAAUGGAAGGAACAGAUCAAGUUGCUUACAUGGUUCCAAGCAAAGAGGUGGCCAUGCUCUGCAGCUUCCUGCUGGGGCUGGGGGACAGCUGCUUCAACACCCAGCUCCUCAGUAUUCUGGGAUUCCUGUACUCAGAGGACAGUGCUCCUGCCUUUGCCAUCUUUAAGUUUGUUCAGUCCAUCUGUGCUGCUGUUGCCUAUUUCUACAGCAACUAUUUCCUGCUGCAGUGGCAGCUCCUGAUCAUGGUGCUGGUGGGUUUUUUUGGGACAAUCACCUUCUUCAUCGUGGAGUGGGGAGCAGCAGCAGCCCUUGCUGCCCGUGGCUCAGACUACAGCAGCAUCUGAUCCUGUGCCAGGAGGAGCAGCACAGGAAUGGGUUUUGGGAAGUGGCAAAAGGUGAAGGUUGCUGCAGAGGUUGAGAUGGAGGAAGCUGCUACUUCAGUCCGACAGAAUGUGAAACAGAAGGGGAAAAAAAUGCCACGUUUGAAAGGCUUUUAUUCCUUGCUUUGGUCAUCUGAGCGUGUUAUUGUGUUGUUAAAAAUCUGGUACUGGGAAUGGAAUGAAAUGUAGGGACCCAUGUAUUGAACAAUUCUCUUCUGAGAUGUCCCUUUCAGAAUGUAAUUGCCUAAUUUCACUCCGCCAUGCACUACAGAAUUAGUUUGGGGGUUUGUCCCUUAAAUUAUUUUUCCUAUAUUCUAGUUCUGCAGACAUUUGAAUUCCUUUAUUGAAUGAGAUAUUUUUAUAAGGUAGAUUAUAUUGCAGAUCAUGUCUGCACAGCUGAGAAAUCAAUUUGGCAUUGAAUUUUUCAACAAUUAGAUGUAAGGAAGUAUUUCUGUGGAAAAUGUUGCCUUAUUCUGUAUCCCUCAGCUCCUUGUUUCCCAACCAUUUGUUUAUUAAUCUAUUUCAUGUGCUUAAGUUGUGAGAUCCAUGGGGUUGUUUUUUUUUUGUUUGGUUGGGUUUUUUUCUGUUGUUGGCUUUUUUGGGUUUGGUGUUUUUAAAUUUUUUUGUAAGGAAGUCAAUCAGGUUAUAAUGUGACAUGAUAGAUUUUAUAAGAAUUUGAAGAAAUCACCCUUGGCUAUCUUAAGGAUGGGAUCCCAAGGCCCGUGAAAUAUUGAUGUGGAAAACAGCUUCUGGCUCAGCAUCUCAGAAUUGAGCUGUGUUGAGAAAGGUGCUGAACCUUCCUCAGGGCUGUGCUUUAUGGGGGACCAUAAUCCACAGCUUCUCCCCCAAAAUCCCAAAUAGUUCUUUUGAGUUCAAUGGCAUUUUCAUCAAUGAUGAAAAUCUGUGAUGGGAGCACUAAGACAACUUUAAAAAAUAUAAAUAAUCUCAGAAUGUGAACUGUCAGAAUCAUAUUGCAGUGUUUAUGCCACUGCAUAACCUGAAACACUCGUCCUAAGUUGUUUUAUUCAGUCUGUUUUGGGAAAACUGAACUGUAGUCUUACUCCACCAAAUAGGAAAGCAAGGUUAGUGGCAUAAUAACUAAAUUUUAAUCCAGAACUGUUAUAGAUGAUGUAACAGGCAGUGACUGCAGCUCACCUUGACUUUAUCUGCCUACAUAAUACUCUGAAGUACUUGUAGUUGUGUUUGGUGGGCAGAGAGCAGACAUGGAACACUCAGAAGGUGUUUUUAGACACUCCAUGGAGCUAUUUUUAGAAAAGUACCAUUCGACAGCCUUCUUUUAUGCCCAGUCAGAAUGUUAAUGCCUUGUCUUUAAAGACAAGUUAAAAAAGAUUGUUUUACAUGUCAGUAGCUCCCAGUGUUGUAACUGUGUAGGAGCUCCCUAGGUGAACCCUGGGGAGGGAGGGUGGCAUCUCCUGUGACAUUUGCUGUCACUUCUGCUCUCCAGGAGCAGUAUCACAAGUGGAGCACAGACAAACAGCUGAGAGACAUCUUCUCCCAGGGAUAGAGAAAGGGAUUUUUAAAUUCACAGGGAUAGAGAAAGGGAUUUUUAAAUUCACGGCAGGUUUUUGCUGUGAGAUCAGCAAGGUGUUAAUGGGGGGGAUAAGAGGGCACCUGAACAUCCAGCAAGCUGAGAAAUCUGUGAGGACAAGCAGGAGAGAGAGGUUUGUGUGUAUUCCCAGGAGAUUUAAUGAAUGAUGUAAAAAAGAAUGAGGCAGAACAUGGAUUGGAGUGAGGGGUUACCAGAGCCAUUCCAAUCUGUCAGGCAGCCCGAAAAAGCAUUCAGUGUUCAAUCAAUAUGUGAUUAAUGGGACCAGCAGCACUGCAAAGCCUCUCUCUCACCCACUCCUGUUAUCCUGCAAUUUGAAGCAUAUGAUUUUUAUAGACUGAGCACUACAAAGGUGUGGAUUAAAGGGUGCUGCCACUGAUUAAAAUUCUCUUGUUGCUACACAUUUGCAUUUUCUCCAGAGUACCAAAAGGGAUAAAGAGGUUUUUUUCCAGAUAAGGAAUUGCUGAAUUUUCUUUUCUUCCAAACGCUUUUGGGGCCCUGUUCUCCCCAUCACAUUAAUGAGAGCAGAAAGACUUAAAUGUUCACAAGGAUCAUUUUUUUUUUUUUCUUACAGUGUAUUUGGGGUAAGAAAUGAUUCUUGGAUCUUGUGGUGAUGAGUAACUUGUAAGUGCUUUUUAACAAUGUCAUUCAAUUGUAAGUGGGUUAUGGCUCUCAUGAAGUUGCUUUUUAAAUUGACCCCUUUUAAUGAUGUGAUGUUCAUAUAAGAAUUGUAUGAACUAUUUUAUUAGGAAUUAAAAGUACUAAGUUUAUGUAGUUUCAAAUACCAUUUUGAAACCAACUCAGAGGGGUACUAAUGAAGAAAGACUUGUGGGUUUUCAGUACCUCGGUGAAUCUGAUGCUUUACUUUUUUUCUUUUGCUCUGUUCUGGUCUGACUCAGUAUCAGAUAAUCUUAGCAGGCUGCUCAGAACUAUUUAUAGGGUCAUUAAAGGGAAGUAUUAUUGCUCUGUGACAAGUUUUUUCAAGAAACCAUGACACUCUCCAAGCUGUAUCGUGGAUGGCUAUUCUUUUUUACUAUUAACUAUAUAAUACUGCUUUUGACAUUUGAUCUGAAGAGAGAGGCCUCAGUUGUUCAGGCUGCUGAUGACAUAUGAUUGCUUUUCACUUAUUCAUAUUUCUUUAGUAUGCCAAGAGGUGAAAAAUCCUCUCCAAUGUACACAGCUGUUCAUUUGGCUGAAAUUUUUGGUGUAGCAAUAUAAAGAACAGUAACACUGACAUCCAUUAUGAUUCCAUCUCUUAAUCUGUUAAUCAGCAUUUACCAGCCAUGAGGCUGCAGCCCCUUCAUUUCACCUCUGUGGCCUUUGAACAAUUUCAUGUUAAUCUGAAUUGGGAGCUCACUGUGAAAUAAAGAGGGAUUUGAAAAGAAGGAUUUUGCUUUUUCUGUUUGGUUUAUAUUAGAGAUUUCAUCUUUAUAAGCAAAAUGAUACAUGAAGUUGCUUUGGUUUAUUAAAAAGUUCUCUUUCAUUUUUCCCCCUUGUUCUUUUAAAGUGUUACUAAAGUUUAAUAUCUUGAUUGAAUAUCACAUCCUCAUGUUUUUCAAACAAAUGCUAAACAGGAAAUGAAAACUGCUUUUCUUGACAACUGAGUGCCAAAUAAGCUGCUACAAAUUAGUCUUCAAUGAAUCUCAUAUAAACAUACCUGUAUUUUGUCUUGCCAGUUGGUUUUCAUUUUGAUACAUGGAUGCAUGGACUGAGAAUUUCCAGAACUGUGUACUUCCUUCCUAAUUAAUGAUGUGGUUUUACUUUUGUGUAAUUUAAUUACUUUUGUGUUAAUUUAAUUAGGUACAAUCUAUGUUAGCAAGUUGUGAUAAGGAAGAGAACCAUUUAUAAAAUAAUUUUUUUUAAUAAUUUAAAUUUAUAAUUUUCUGAAGGUACUGCCAAACUCUUAAAGGGGCAUUAAAAAAUAUCCCAAACAACCAGAACCCCCAAAAAUCCUUAACCAAGGUCCCUGUCUUUGCAGAAACCCUUCUGUGGUACAGUUAUGAAAAACAAGAAAUCUUGUGUUGGUAAGUUCUUCGAAUAUUUCUGACCAUUUUAAAGUAUACUGGAGAGAGAACUUCCUGGUGGGAUUUCCUGUGACUUUAUGGAAAAAUAAUUCAAGCGUUGAAAGCCAAAAGUUCAGGACCACAUGUCAUUUAAGCAGACAAAAUUCCUCUGGACCUGCUUGGAAUUCCACAAAUUGACUUCAGCUGAUGAAUGUGGUUCCCUGGACUCCAGCCUAAAUGUCAGCAGUUAAUGCACAAAGGGGUGUGUGAACAGAGCACUAAAUUCUGUAUUUUAGGGCAAACAUGAAUUGUUUGCUGUCAGUAUAAACAGGAAAUGCAAUGUUCAGCAUCAUGCCAGGAGCCACAAUACCCACCUUGGACCCAAACUGUGCAGGUCUGUUAGUCAAGGCACCACCUUUCAAGCACAACCAUUAAUUUUCCUGGUGAAAUGUGUGUUUGAAGGCUUCAUCCACACCUCUGUUUUCCUUGGAGACCCACAAAUGUUAAUUGAAUGGCAGCAGCAGUUAAUGCCAUGUUUUCCUUGAUCCCUGUCUAACAUGCAGGUAGAAAUAAUAAAAGAUGGGAUCAUUUAGAGAUGGAGCUGAACUGGGAAGUUUUUGCUGCUUUACAAGGACCUUGCCCUUCUGAUAGGACCGUGCAAGAUUGAGACUCAUGAUUACCAUGGAUAAAUUCAGAAUGGUGCCUUGAUAAAUUCAUUUUCAGAGGUUGAGUUAGUGCCACAGAGAAGCACCAAUAAGAGUGGGGGCAACAUCCUUAAAAUGUGAUAAAGAGCAAAUCUGGAAGUGAGAAUUAGUCUCAGUGGGCACAUGAAGGGGGUGCUUUGUUCAAUUGAGUUUGUGUGUUAGAAAUUGAGAUUUCUAUUUAAUUCAUACUGCCUCUGUUAAGUUGGUUAUCUCAGCUGUUGGAAGUCUUCUUCCAAGCUCUCCUUUCUCUUUUUAUUUACAUUUUGACACUGUGCAGAAGUCGAUGGCAACUUUUUUACCUUUAAAAGGUGUCCUUGGGUUGGAAUUGGUGGUUAAUUGGGAGCAGGCUCACACAAUGAUUAUCCCUAAUGGAACUCUGAUUUCAAGUGAGUGUACUGACUCUUCCUUUCAUGGUCACAGGCAUGCAAAUAAAAGCGAAUUACAGA
Molecule: messenger RNA, 7091 nt
Organism: Lonchura striata (white-rumped munia)
Lineage: Eukaryota; Metazoa; Chordata; Aves; Passeriformes; Estrildidae
Source: RefSeq, a predicted model, not a curated record